Molecule: messenger RNA, 5376 nt
Organism: Engraulis encrasicolus (European anchovy)
Lineage: Eukaryota; Metazoa; Chordata; Actinopteri; Clupeiformes; Engraulidae
Gene: tom1l2b
Product: target of myb1 like 2 membrane trafficking protein
Exons: 15
Coding region: 24-1730 (568 amino acids)
Biological process (GO): signal transduction
Cellular component (GO): membrane; endosome
Molecular function (GO): ubiquitin binding; phosphatidylinositol binding; clathrin binding
Source: RefSeq, a predicted model, not a curated record
CCGUGAGUUGGUUUGUUGUCAAGAUGGAGUUCUUACUGGGAAACCCAUAUAGCACUCCGGUGGGGCAAUGUAUUGAAAAGGCCACCGAUGGCUCUCUCCAGAGCGAGGAUUGGACACUGAACAUGGAAAUAUGUGACAUCAUCAAUGAAACAGAGGAUGGGCCAAAAGAUGCCAUGAGAGCUGUCAAAAAGAGAUUAAAUGGAAACAAGAACUACAGAGAAGUGAUGCUGACAUUAACGGUCCUGGAGACAUGUGUGAAGAACUGCGGUUAUCGAUUUCACGCCCUUGUCACGACGCGUGACUUCAUCGAUGGCGUCCUUGUGAAAAUAAUUUCACCCAAGAACAACCCUCCCGCCAUCGUGCAAGACAAAGUGCUCGCGCUCAUUCAGGCCUGGGCGGACGCGUUCAGAAGCAGCCCCGACCUGACAGGUGUGGUGCAUGUCUACGAGGAGCUCAAGAGGAAAGGAGUCGAGUUCCCUAGGUCAGAGCUGGAGUCUCUGUCUCCCAUCCACACGCCGCAACGGCUACAGACGGCACCUGAGGGAGACCAAUUACUGCACAAGUUCUCGGGCGCGCCGCAGCCCAAGCCUCAGCCUCACCCCACUCCUGCCGCACCCCCCUUCAGCGCUGCCCCGCCACCACACUCCGGCGCCCCCCAGGUUCCCAACCUGCACAUGGCCGGCCCCAUCACCCCCAACCCUGAACAGAUAUGCCGGCUGCGCAGCGAGUUGGAUAUUGUGCGGGGCAACAUCAAGGUGAUGUCGGAGAUGCUGACGGAGAUGGUUCCAGGCCAAGAGGACCCCUCCGAUCAUGAACUCUUGCAGGAGCUAAACCGCACGUGCAGGGCGAUGCAGCAGCGCAUCGUGGAGCUCAUCUCUCGCGUGUCCAACGAAGAAGUCACAGAGGAGCUGCUGCACGUUAACGACGACCUCAACAACAUCUUCCUCAGAUACGAGAGAUACGAAAGGUUCCGUUCCGGCCGAACUGCCCAGGGAAUCAACAACGGAGUGCUGAGUGAGGCUACGGAGGAUAACCUAAUAGACCUGGGCCCCGGCUCGCCCUCUGUGGCUACCCUGAUGGUCAGCUCCACGCCGCCCCCAGCCCCAUCCCCAGCCCCAGCCCCAGCCCCAACUCCAGCCCCACCUACAGCUUCAGCCCCAGCACAGCUGCCGCCCUCCGCUCUGCCCGCCUCCAUCUCCACCCCGGUCCGAUCCGCAUCCCCAGCCUCCCUCUCCUCCAAGCUGGCAACACUGGAUGUGAGUGGAGACAGUGUAAGUGGCACUCUGAGUGCCCUGAGCCAGCCGGAGGACGACUUUGACAUGUUUGCCCAGACCCGGACCGGGACCGUGCCGGAACAGCGGAAUAAUCCCCCGCCACCGUUUGAAGAGCCCCAGGCAGCGGUCGAGACAGCCGCCCCCACUCUGGAGGUUAGACAACAGACGCAUGCAGGGGGCCCCCUGUCACAGGCCUCUGUCAUGGAUGACAUAGAGGAGUGGCUCAGUACGGACGUGAGAGGAGAUGAAGGGGAGGAAGGUGUGACCAGCGAAGAGUUCGAUAAGUUCCUGGAGGAGAGGGCCAAGGCUGCAGACAUGGUGCCCGCCUUGCCAUCGCCCCCUAGUGGUGACCUGCCCUCAGUACCGUCGGCCACAGCUGCUGCUGCUGCCACCUCCACCCCAAGUGCCGGCAAGAAGAGCGAGCGGCCCCCCGCGGACGCCCUGUUCUCCAUGUAGAGAGGAUACCCGUCUCCACCUCUCCACACUGAUCCGACUCCAACAGAAACGCCCUCCUUGUUGUCCAGAACGCACUUCUUCUCCAGCCCUCCACAUUGAUCCGACUCCCAACAGAACCGCCCUCCUUGCCCAGAGUGCAAUUUCUUCUCACCUUUUAACUGACCCGGAUCGAAGGGAGCCGCCCUCCUUGUUGUCCAAACUGAUCCGACUCCAACAGAACCACCCUCCUUGUUUUCCAGACCGCAUUUAUUCUCCACCUCUGUCCAGAUUAGACUCCCAACACAACCUCUCUGCCCAGACGCCAUUUCUUUUCCACUUCUCAAACUGGUCCAUCUCUAACAGAACUGCCCUCCUCCUCCUUCCCUACCUGCCUGCCUGCCUGUGUUCCCCUGUCAUCCAUGUAGGCACCCUGCUCCACUGGUCCCUCAACACUACAACCACCUCCAGGUGUUCGUCCGGUGGUCUAGCAUCACUCCUAUGGUCCCAACAGCUCAGCCCAACCAUACCUUACCUACUUGUCUGUGCCCAUGAACCUCACCUCUGAGUGGGUUGAUACCAGCGUUUGGAGCACAGCACCAACACACCACCCCUCAAGCCCCCAUCACCACAGGUGAUGUGCAAAAUGUACUGUUUAAUUACAAUUUAGUUGCACAUAUUCCAAAUGACUCAGCUUACUCGUCCAAUUCAGCCAGUCGAUUGGCUGGUUGAGUGAUCACUUGAUUGAACUGGACAGGUAAAACAAAGCCAUGUGGAAUAUGUGGCACUGGACUGUAACUAAUGAAUCCAUUUUGCCCAUCACUGACCACCAUUGCACUACCACCCUCAACCACGAGCCUCACCACCAUAACCAUCCACAAGAUACAGUACCUCACCGUCCCUUCCUGCUGCUCAAUCCCCCCACUCACAACACUCUCAGUUCAUUGGACUAUUUUUGGCUACUUUGAUAACAAUGAUAAAGGGAACCUGUAGACAUUUUCACUCAACAAUCAUUCAAUCCUUUUUUCGGUCUUAGUUUCUUUUUUUGGUCAUAGUUUCAUAGGUUUUUUUUCUUUUUCUUUCUCCGCCUUGAAGGUGGCCUGGCCUGUGAUGCCUCAAGUGAGUGGAAAGUGGCUCCUUGUGGUUUUAUCAGAUCUUGUAGCAGAAAUGUGUUUCGUUUUUCUCUCAUUCAGGAAUUAUUGCAUUUGGAUAGAUCACUUCUCUUAUUUUCUAAGAGCUUUCACACAUUUGAAAGGGAAACUCGAGGUACUGCCACAAUGACAGUUAUAGGUUAUUGGGUUAAGUCCUCUUAAGCGUUCGAAUCGAAAUUCUUCUGCUCAAACACAUUUUUUUACUAAAUGAUGUCAUAUUCAGGAUCUGUUAGACUAGAAUACAGCUGUGAUUAGGUUCCCCAACUAAAAACACUCGACUACAGUAGUUCAAAGUCGGUGGAUGAGGAUAUUUUUGUACUGUACAGUAGACAUUACCAGCGAAGAAUCUAAUCAAACUAUUUGGAACUCUUCAUACAUUUUCAGUUUAAUAUUCUCUCGUGCGGGAAUUCAUUAUUCUCUGGUGUGGGAAUUCAUUCUGUCAUUUCACAGAAGUAUUGUUUGAAUUUGUGCACCAUACACAGGCUACUUCUCAACAUGAGGGGGCCAAAAUAAGGACCUAGAGUUGUACAUGGAUUAUGUGUCAGUUCAGGUUCAGACAGUACUGUAGGUGUUGUGGUUUUCAUUUGAUCUCUCCAUUUACAUACCUUGUAGUUUUUCCACUAUCAUCUCUCUUUAAAAAAAAACAUUAUGAUGUGUGAAGAAUGAACAUCUUGUUGUGCUCUAGCCUCUUUUAGCCUAAUUUUCUCACCCCACUUUAAAUUUUUCUCUUUUCGACAUUUUGAAUAUGAUUUAUGCUGGUGUUGGUUCAGUAUGUGUAACUUCGAGGGUAAAAAAGGGUGUAAAUCUUUUUGCCUGGAAAAAUAAGGGAAUGCUAUUGCUGAAGGGAAGGGAUAUAAAAGGUGAAAUUUUGUAACUAACGAAAUGGUAAACUUUGUUGUUAUCUUAUGAGAUGCUACAGAGAUGCUGUAUCAUGCUAUAACUGACUGUGGUUCUCAGCAUGGACCUUCUUUUUGGAGCUAAGACAGGGAAAAAGGACAAGUGAGGGAGAAAUGUAGACGUACAUGUACAGUUAUGUAUGUCAUAGCACAGGCUUUUUUUGCAUAAAAAGCUCUCUAAUUGUUUUACUCAAAAUUAAGCGACUUCACCUUCAGCUUUCAAGUCACAUAAUGUUGGGAAACCCUAUUGAGGACUUGAAGAAUGGUACAUAAUGUGGUGCGUUGAGGCGGUCACAUUUUUUUCGAACUAUCAUGUAAGAGCUAGAACAAUGAGACUGAAAUACAGCUGGAAAUGUUGUUUAUAACACCAGUAGGAGAAAAGCUGGGGGCCUGGGUAUGGCAGCAUCACCAUCACACUGUCAGCUGCACACACUACACAUUAACACUACACAGCUAUACUGCGGAAGAAAUACUACUCAUACCUGUAGUUGUGCAAAUGCUUCUCGAUGGAUCAGGAGUCGGGACUUCCAAUUACGUACUCUGUAAAGCUAUGCCAGGUGUGCUGUAGGUGGCUAAAAAGAGUGCCUGAGUUCUCCUUCACUGGGCCAAUCAUUCUACCCCUUCCAUCCUGCCAUCAUCCGUGUGCAGUUAGUUGAAAUGAACUCUAUUAAAUGGACCAAACAGUGAAGUUAUUUAACAGCUAGCUUGCUGUUCUAGUGCUCUGAAAGACCAAACACUGGUGUGUUGUGGGUUGGCGUUUCUAGAUAUUGUAUUACACUACAAUCGGAAUUGAGUUGCUGCUCAUGUGUACUGUAUGUCUGUCAUAGUACGUUGUCAUUCGUUCGGUUCAGAGGGUGUGUAUUUUUGCUGCGAGGAACUGUCGGUGGAAUGCUGGUGUGGCUUGUCUUUGUGGCUUAUUUUUGAUUCGUUGUAAUUGUAUGGUUUUAGACAAAGGGCCUAUAUUACAAAGCUGGUUCAGGAAUAAACCAGGUUAAGUUAAGGGGUAAAUCAUCUAAUAGAAGAGCCUGGAGUCCUCACGUUCUUAGUUUGAGACUGUUGAUUUGGACUUGUCCCAGACUGUGUCCAGAGUCUAAUCCAGGCAGAUUUCCUGACAUACAUGAAGUUAACUACUGGCAUAGUAGGUGAGCUGGCAAACUAAUUUAAAAACAAAAAAGGGUUUUCUUUGAUUUGUAUUUUAUUUUUGUCAUUAAUUUUCUGGCACAUUUCUGACUAUGCUGUACUAACUUAAUUAUUAGUUGUGUUAGCCACACAAUCAGGGUUCAGAACAACCUUUGCUGGAAUCUGCAAAUAUUUCUGUUGUUUUGUCCAUUUUGUGCACUUUUUUUGACUACCGGUAUUUCAAGGCAGGAAAACUCUUUAAAACUCACACUUUUAUUGUUUAUUAGAAGGAAACAAACGGUUGAGAUACUAUAAAAGUGUGUCUUUAAUUUGGGAAUGUAGUUAUUAUUAAUUUAUUUGCAUUUUACUUUUAAAUAUUGUUGUUAUGGAGUGUCUUACAGUAUGUAUGUGGGAUAUGUUUAUCAACUGUAAAGAAAAAAAUAUUUUAAGCCUGUGUGUGCGUGUGUAUGCAAAAUAUAUUGGUAUUCAUUUCCUCUAGCUGGA